Messenger RNA from Cydia fagiglandana, 3460 nucleotides. RefSeq names its product BAG family molecular chaperone regulator 2. The record is from RefSeq and is a predicted model, not a curated record. Gene Ontology annotation, molecular function: protein-folding chaperone binding; adenyl-nucleotide exchange factor activity. Gene Ontology annotation, biological process: protein stabilization. The coding region runs from base 233 to 754 and encodes 173 amino acids. The transcript is spliced from 4 exons. NCBI's taxonomy places the organism in Eukaryota, Metazoa, Arthropoda, Insecta, Lepidoptera, Tortricidae.
CAGUUGAUCUCAAGAAAACAUCGCGUUAUGUAUGUACCACGUCCGAAAUUGGUCAACGCGUUGUUUAGGCCUAAUAGCCGCCUACGCUUCGCUCAACUCUGUUGCUAUGUCUCAAAAUGAUUAAAUAACAUGUGCUCUCAACAGCAUGCUCAUUAAAGCGAUAUAAAAAGCGUCGUAGUUAGAAUAAUACGUAGAUAUGUAUUUAAGUGAUUGUGGUCUGUGAAAGUGAAACAUGGAGCUGUCACUGGGGCCUGUCGGGAGGUUGAUAGCGGUGCUGGACCAGGUGGAGAUGCGCGUGGAGCGCCUCCGACGAGACACAGUGCGCAUCGAGGAGGAGCGUGACUCCUUACUCUCCACAUUGGACAGUGUCAAGCACUCGGAACUGCUGGCAGAAGUCUCGGAAUGUGACAGAGACGACAUCUCGCGGUACGCGGAGCGUAUACUGGCGCGGGCGCAGACGGUGGAGGUGUGCGUGCGCACGGACCGCGACCCGCAGCAGGAGGAGGCUCUGCAUCAGGUAAACAUGUACAUCGACCAGCUAGUAGUGUCAGUGCAGGACGACGCGUGCACCGCGCACGCGCGCUGCCAGGCGUACAUGGCGGCCUGCUCCAGCGCCGCGGACUCCGCCGCCACCGACAAGAACUUCGAGACUGCCAUCCUCGGCUGCACGCUCGACGACCAGAAGCGCGUCAAGAAGCGCCUCCAGGGCCUGAUGGACUACUUCGCUAAGAAGAAUGUUACUUCGUGCUCGUGAGCUUGUGAUUGUGUUAUUGGCACUGCUGGAUCAUAGUGGGUUUUGUUAAAAAAAUCGUACCAGAAAAGCUAUUAGGGUGCAUUGGGGUAAUUUCUAAGGCGGGGUAAUUUGAAAAAUGGCAAAUGUCUACUAAACUAGAAGCACUUUCUACUGUAGUAACAGUAGCAAGAUACCUUGGUAAGUAUUUCAGUACCUAGCGUAAGUGUUGCUAAAGUACAAAGUGCUUAUGAACUGAAAUAAAUGUCAUAUACUAAGAAAAAGUGACCAAGGCCUCCAGUGCCCCAGGCUGGAAUCGAACCAGCGUCCUCUGCUAUCGCGGCAGGUGCCUAAGCCACUCGGCCACCGGGCCACAGCGGCAUAGGUCGAAUUUUUCCAAGUAUAUGCACUUCUUACUGAAGGCUUAUGGCGCCCCCUGGCCAUCCCUAGAUAUUUGCCAUUUUCUAAAUUACCCCGCUUUCGAAAUGAUCCCAAUGCAUUUUAAGCCUUUACAAGGCAGAGGGAAGUUUCCCACCUGAUUUUGAAGUUUAUUCCAGAUAGUGUUCAAUUUUGUAUAAUUUCUGAUACCCAUAUGCCUUAUAAAGGAUUGGCAGCCGUAUUCGAAUAAUGAGAUACGUCAAAUACUAGAUAUUGAAACGAUAUGGAUCGGAUAUGUCAGUGUCAAACAAGUGUCAAAAUUGUCGUUUCUUCAAACAAAUACCUACGCCACUUUUGACACUUGUUUGACACUGAUAUAUCCGAUCCAUAUCGUUUCAAUAUCUAGUAUUUGACGUAUCUCAUUGUUCGAAUUCGGCUAGGGUUUUGUCUAGCGUUCACAGAUACUGGGACAGACAUUCACGUGGGCACUUUUGAUUAUUUCCCUAGAACAUAUAACACUUCGAUCUUUGCGACACAUAAUACAACCAAAGAGAUAUUGACGUUCUUCCCAGUAGCUGGCCUCUGUAUUUUGAGGUACAGUCGACGUCAAAUAUAUGUUAACACUUUUGCACCUUACUCCUUUGUAUAGUUCGUUUUUUUUAGCAUUAGAAAGAACUCCACAGAAGCAAGCGUGCAGUUUUUAUCAGGCUCGUUAUAUGUUAAUAAUUAUUGAAUUAUCUAAUGUAGCAUGGUCAUUACAUAUAAUUUACUUCAAAUGAUUACCGCUAAAAGUGCCGGAUUUGGAACCACAAGCUUACUUCUGCAAAGUUCUUUCUAAUGCUAAAAAAAACGGACUAUAGUAAGGCGUAAAAUUUAAACAUAUCUUUGACGUCGAUUGUACUUGACUGAAUUGUUAAACGUUAACUUUUACACAUAGUUUUACUGCAAAAAUUACAUUAGUUAUCAUAUCAAACUAUACCUCGUUUUUUUAGCAUUAGAAAAGGGUAAAUCUUGACGUGUCUUUUUAUUGAAGAACACUUUAAAAAAAAUUGUAACUAUUACUGAUGAAACCAAAAGAAGGUAAAUAUAAUGUCCUUGCUAUUGCUAUAACUGAUGCGACUUACUUUUCAAUAAAAAUACGUUCAAGAUUGUUUACUCUUUAUCUAAUGCUACAAAAAAAAGGUAUAAAAACACAUUUUUUUCUGCAUCUCUUCUACAAUAACUAUUUUUUUGAUAUACUUAUGGAAUUGAUGGGAUGUUUACAAAAACAACAUAACUGACUACACUGGUUGACACUUGAAACGAUUAGCAAUGUUCUAAAAAAAGUGUCAACCGCUCUAAGCAGUUAUGUUGUUUAUGUAAACAUCCCUUCAAUUAUAAAAAAAAAAACAUUUAAUACAGAGGUGACAUUUAAUAAGAGAUUCCAUAUUAAACUUGUCUAAUAAAGUGCUCUGGGGAAAUUAACUAAAGAAAUUAAAAUUAAACUGUAUCAGCGCAGCGUCAUAAAGAUGGACAUGUGAAAAGUUUAUUCAAUAUUAUUAGUGUCUCGUGGCAGACAUUAGGCAGCAUUGUCACUGUUAUAGUCUAGUAUAAUUUAUUAUCGUUACGGUAGUGUUCACAAGCUUCCAUUUUGUAUCGCAAUGUCUGUGUUCACGCCCUUCCACAACAUAGUUGUGUCACUGUUUCCAAUAUCUCUCGUCGUCGAUGUUUCCGCGCCCGUUUUUAUAAAAACUUGUAAUUUGUAAUACCAUUACGCUCCGCUAUUGUUCGCGCCGUUUACAGUCCGUUUUUUUAGUUUCAUUAGAAAGAACUUCGCAGAAGUAAGCUUGUGGUUCCAAAUCCGGCACUUUUAGCGGUAAUAAUUUGAAGUAAAUUAUAUGUAUUGACCAUGCUACAUUAGAUAAUUCAAUAAUUAUUAACAAUUAAAGAGCCUGAUAAAAACUACACGUUUGCUUCUGUGGAGUUCUUUCUAAUGCUAAAAAUAAACGAACUAUAUGGUCCAGCUAAAUUGAUUGGUCAAUACUUACUUGCAGUGAGUUUUAAUUUGUUGCUUGUUAAUUUGCAUUUCCCCUUAAAGCUCAAGCGGCUUCAGCGAUUCUUUCACCACCAAUAAGCAUCUCGCGCGUUUGUCGCAAUAUUUAGACAUUUAGUUCCAAAAUUUGUCUUCAUGUGCUUUGUUUUGCUUUAAAACCUUCGGUAUAGGUAUGUGCACGCUUUGAGUGACGAGCUCCCAGCGGAGCGUUAAGCGGAGCGGGCAGCGGCAAAGUGUUCUGUGCAGCGUGCAUUCAUGCCGCUUGCCGCUCACGUGCGUUUGCAUUUGUUUAACAUAAACGCAGUUCGCUCCGCCCAGCA